Messenger RNA from Oryzias latipes (Japanese medaka), 3069 nucleotides. RefSeq names its product multimerin 2a (gene mmrn2a). Lineage: Eukaryota; Metazoa; Chordata; Actinopteri; Beloniformes; Adrianichthyidae. Gene Ontology annotation, molecular function: protein binding. The record is from RefSeq and is a predicted model, not a curated record.
GGUUCCACUCAAAGCAGACAUGGCUGCAGAAGGGAUGCUGCUGCUACUUCUGGCACUACUGGUGAGCGCUCGAUGUGAAGUAAGGGCACGGGACCCCGAGGUGGAGGGGGAGGAGGACGAGGAGCACUUUGGAGGAGGGGGAGAUGGGGGUCAAAAGCCCCCAAACCCACACAGGAGGGACAUCCACUUAGUGGAGGAGAAGGGGAACCACGUGAUUCAGAGAGGGAACUGGUGUGCAUUUGUCCACGAGCGCGUGGUGGAGGUUGGUGGAACAGAGAAAUGCGUCAGGUCUCUGUGUUCAUCUAAAGGCUGUCAGCAGCUCAUGGACAGGCUAGGGAAGCAGCAGAUCCACCGGCAAAAGCGGAGAACGGUCAGCGCACUGAGGUGGCACUGCUGUCCAGGAUUUAAGGGAGAGAACUGCAGCAUCACAGUUGAAAACCCUCAUUUGAACUCUGGAUUAUCUGAACCCCAAAGAACCGAGAUCCAUCCUGCAGGUGUGGAAGACCCUGCCACCCUCCCAAUUCCUCACUUUAUGACACUGGUCAUGUCUCGUCUGGAGCACCUGAGCCAGCAGGUGGGGCAAUUGACCAAUGACGUGGCCCAGCUGAAGAGACGCCAGUUUGGGGCCAGUCGUGCAGGGGACCCUCUGGAGGGCCCUCAGAGUGACGAGGGAGUGGAGGAGCGGCUGGAUGCCAAGCUGAAUGACGUGUUUGUGCAGAUCUAUGAGGUUCAGAGGCAGAUGGAUGAACAUCGCACUGACAUGGAGAACAGGCUGCACUCUCAACAUGCAAUUCUUCAAUACAACCUCACCAGCUUCAAGACAGAUGUGGAUGUGAAGCUCAAGCGGCACCACAAGAUGUUGUUGGUCAACCUGCAGGCCAUGAACACCACGCUUGCAGAGCUGAAACCAGAUCAGGACAGCAUCCAUGAGGAUGAGCCAGAGGAUCCUCCCUCUUUACCGUCUAACACUACAGUGCUCUGGGAUGCCGUCACACAACUGGACAACAAGUUGCUCAACAAUGCGAAUAAGGUUGACAAGCUAUUGGACGACAUGGAGGUGACCUCUGGUGGGGUAGAGCAGCUGACAGAGAACCUGAAAGACCUUGAGCGACUCAUCAACCAGACAGCCCGAAGGAGCCAGGUUUUGUUUAUGGAAACAGGCCUGGAGGUGGAGGAGUCAAAAGUGUCAGUGCAGAGACAGGUGGAGGAGCUGGGGAGAAACCUGACGCUGCUUGAGGAGCAUAUGCAUCGCACAGACAAGGACGUCGACUAUCUGUUUUCACUCUCCUACAAGCAGAACUUGUCCAAAAACUGUGACUGCAAGGAACUGAAAGCUAACGUGGGUUUCCUGGAGAGGGCCGUGGCCAACGUGACCGCACUAGCCAAUGAAAAUAGAGUUGCCUUAGAUGAGCAAAGUGAGGGAGGAGUAGGGCAAUGGGGUGGAGCCAGCGACUGGGAACCAGCGGUGGAGGCGCUACAACGUGGCCUCCAGCAGGUUAAGGAGCUGCUAGCCUUGGGGCAGAGUAGAAGCAGCACUUUGGACCUGAGGCUGACCCAGCUGGCCAGCUCUUUGUCAGCUCUGCAAGAGGCCGAUGUGGAGCUGGAAAACAGGACCGCGGGCCUCCUGGACUUUUUCUACUCCCUUCAAGGCGAUGUAGUCCGACACAAUGACGUGAUGCAGCUGCUGCUUGGGGAGGAGGUCCUGGAGUUUGUGGAGUGGCCCCUCCAGGACCAGGAGGCCCACUCCAUCCCAGCCCUGAAGGAGGAGCUCAGGGUCCUGCAGGAGGAGAUGAGGAGCCAUGAAGAACUUGGGACAGGAGGCAAAGAGGAGGUGCCAUCAGCUGAUCAGCCCUCCACCUUCCACCCCCUUGCAGAGUGGCAGCCUGGUGGCUCACGGAGGAAAGGUGGAGUAGAUCCAACACGGGAGCAGCAGUUACUCCUCCACCCUGAAAGGCAGCUUGCUGGAGACGGCAGUGACCUGUGGAAGCUUGAGAAGAAGGUGGAGAAGCUGCAGCAGCAGCUGGUCAAGCUGGAGCAACGAUCCUACACCUGCAGCAGUGACGGGGGAGCACCACCCGCAGGCACAGAAGCCACAUUUUGUACAGAGCUGAUGUGGCUGAAGAGGGGGCUAGAGGAACACCUGAGGCUGUUCAAGAACGUCUUCAUCAACGCAGACGUGCUGCUAAAGGCCAACGCCACGCUUGAGCUUGAUAAGCUAUGGGAGCUGAUGAAGAGGAAGGGAGGAAGAGGAGGGGGCAGAAGGGGCAGCAAAGGGGGAGAGGGCCGCAGCAGGAGGGAGGGGUUAGGUGCACCUGUCCUUUCCAGCUCUCUGCUCUUCAUCGCUGCAUCUCCUCGCAGAGUCUCAAAUGGCUUCAUGGCCUUCCAACCAUCUCUGAAUUGGGGUCAGUUUUACUCUAAAACCGGCACCUUCAGAGCUCCAGUAGGCGGGGUUUACCUGUUCCUUCUCACCCUGGACCUGAGGCCAGGCCCCGCCCAUGUGUAUCUAAGGACGGGGGAGAAUGAGGGCGGAGCUCCGAUGUCUCUACAAAGGCAAUCGGGAAUGGAGGCAGGGCCUGUCAGUGGAAUGGGUGUGCUCUCACUGAGGGAGGGGCAGGAGGUGUGGCUGGACUUGAGACAAGGGGAGUGGGUGGAGUCAAAGGACAACGUGUUUGCUGGGCUGCUGUUGAAUCGAACCACCUGAAGGCACUACAGAGCAUGGGGGCGGGGGUCAGAAGAUAAUGGUAGGGGUCAGUUCUUCCAUUGUGCACCUUAAAGAGCAAAUGAGGAGGUGAAUGAAUAAAACCCACCAGACCUUGGACAUAAACUCAGCAGGAGAUAAGAGGAAGCUCCUUAUUUUCUGGAUGGAGUCAGCAGAACCAGAACCGAUCCAGUUCUGGAUAGAAGACCAUUUAAAGUCGAGAGAGUUUACUGAGUAUUUGAAGAAUAGAUGUGAAAAUGAAAUAUCCCUGUGAGGCAAACCAGCGGACGAAACUGUUAAAAUAUUUGUUUUUCAGUGUUUCUUGGCAAUAAUUUCUAUUUACUUUAAUAAUAAAGACUUGUGUGUUCUUU